Molecule: messenger RNA, 1876 nt
Organism: Drosophila hydei
Lineage: Eukaryota; Metazoa; Arthropoda; Insecta; Diptera; Drosophilidae
Product: fatty-acid amide hydrolase 2
Exons: 4
Coding region: 225-1829 (534 amino acids)
Source: RefSeq, a predicted model, not a curated record
UAACUCUCAACUCUCUACGCAUGUGUGCGUGUGUAUCAAUAGCACUUUCGAUUGCGCGAUGUCAGUUACACACACACACAAAAACAUUUCGCACGCUCUGGCUCUCCAACUCUCUCACUUGGACUAUGUAAACAACUCUUGAUAAUCCAUUUAUUGGCACUCAUUUAGUCGGUGUGUUGUCGGCGUCGAAGCAAGUAAGUCGAUUCCGAUCAUUCACUUGCACUAUGGAAUUGUUGCUUCGUUUACUGUUAAUAUUCGUUAAAUUUGUUGCUAUUAUUGUGAACGCGCUACAAAGUGCGUAUAUCUGGGCACGUGGACGUCGCAUAAAACCCUAUGGCCUACCAGCAAACAGUAAUCCCCUGCUGUCGCUUAGCAUUCAGGAGCUGCGCAUGCGACUUUGCACUCGGCAGAUAACUGCUGUUGAGCUGGUAGGCGCUUAUAUAGAGCGCAUAAAAGACGUGAAUAGCCGUCUGAAUGCAGUCGUGUCGGAUCGUUUCGAGCAAGCGUUGCGGGAAGCUGCAACUGUUGAUGAGCGCAUAUAUGAAUGUGGCGAUGACGUGGCACAGCUGUUCGAGAGGCAGCCGCUACUGGGUAUGCCCGUCACCGUGAAGGAGUCCUGCGCCCUGGCCAACAUGUCUUUUACGGUGGGCAGCCUGAGUAGAAGCGAGCAAAAGGCAACAGAGGAUGGCGUUGUGGUUGCCCGGAUACGCGCUGCUGGAGCGAUACCCUUGCUGGUGUCAGCCACGCCCGAGUACUGCUAUUCGACGAAUACGGACACUUUGCUUAAUGGGCGCUGCGUGAAUCCAUUCGAUUUUGAGCGCACGCCGGGCGGCAGCUCAGGCGGAGAGGGCGCAUUGAAUGGAGCUGGCGCCUCGCUCUUUGGCAUCGGCUCGGACAUUGCUGGCUCCAUACGUAUUCCCAGUCUCUUCUGUGGCAUCUUUGGCCACAAGCCCACUGGCGGCGUGGUGACACCCGCAGGCCACUUUCCUGACUCCAGCGAUGCAGACUUCCAGCGAUAUUUGGUGCUGGGCCCGAUGUCGCGCUUUGCAGUGGAUCUCUCCCAGCUGCUGGAGCUGAUGGCCGGCGAGCAGGCGGCGCAGCUGCGUUUGCAUGAGCCUCUCCAGCUGAAGCAGCUGCAGGUGCACUACGCUUUGGGCUUUGAAGGUCUCAAUGGUUGGAUGCAUCAGGACGUGGAGCAGGAAAUCAAAACAUCUAUACUCAAGGCUGUGAAACACCUGCAAAAACUGGAAGUUCCUGUGCAGCGGGCAAAUCUGAGGAGCUUCAACAAUUCCCUGGAAAUCGCGCUCAGUGGCAUUGCACGUUUAGGUCACAUGCCGUUUGUGUUGGACGCUGGACCCGCAGCUGGAGCUGAGGGCAAAGUGCUGGAAACGUUGAAGCAGCUAAUUCGAAGUCUUUGUGGCAAAUCUUCUUAUAAUACGAAUUCCCUAAUCUUUGACCUAAUGCGACGGUGCAAUGCGUUUAUGCCCGCCCCCCGGCUAGAGCAGUAUCGCCGUGAGGCAGUGGCGCUCACUCGAGAGUUGACUCAAUUGCUUGGUGAAAACGGCGUCUUGCUCUUUCCCACAAUGCAUGCACCAGCUCCGAAGCAUGGCUGGACACCUUUGCAGCUGUGGGGCGUGGAUUAUACUCUGCUGCUUAAUGUGCUGGGUCUGCCGGCAACGCAUGUGCCCAUGGGAAUUAAUGGAAAGGGUUUGCCCAUUGGAUUCUCGGUGAUUGCAGCUCCUUAUCAGGAUCGUCUUUGCCUGCGUGUGGCUGUAGAAUUGGAGCGCGCCUUUAGCGGCUGGCAACCACCAACUUCCAAACAACCUUAGAUUAAUUUGCUACACUCGAACUAAAUGAACUUAUUAAAUUUAAAUUU